Anguilla rostrata (American eel) is the source of this 3355-nucleotide messenger RNA. Its product is annotated as NCK-interacting protein with SH3 domain-like. Gene Ontology annotation, biological process: endocytosis. The transcript has 12 exons. Lineage: Eukaryota; Metazoa; Chordata; Actinopteri; Anguilliformes; Anguillidae. The coding region runs from base 241 to 2127 and encodes 628 amino acids. The record is from RefSeq and is a predicted model, not a curated record. Gene Ontology annotation, molecular function: Arp2/3 complex binding; protein binding.
ACAGAUCUAAAAGAAGAAGAAGAAGACUGGACGACGCACAGCGACAUGAGAAACUGGGGGAAAACUAGCUUACGGGCUAGCUAGCUAGCUACGUGCCUCCGGUUUAAUUUUUAGGUCAUUUAUUCCAUUUGAGAAAAUUCUGGAAUUAAGUGGCCAUUUUUGCCACUGGAACCAGACCCUUACUAGCCUGAUAAGAGCGGCGAAAGUGCUAAAUUUGCGAACGUCAGCCAAAGUUAGAAAAUGUAUAAGUCUCUGUACGCGUUCCGAUCGCCAGAGCCAAACUCUCUCCACUUCGCUGCCGGAGAAAGCUUCCUAAUCCUGGAGCGGAGUAAUCAACACUGGUGGCUCGGAUCGCGCUGCAGCUCGGGGGAAACCGGAUACAUACCGUCAUCUUAUAUCGAGAGAAUCCAGGCCCCUGAGCAGGAUGAGGUUCUGCAGUCCAUCGACAGGGCCAUCGAGGGCAUCCACAACACAGCCAUGAAAAACGGAGGCAAAUACAACCUGGAGCAAAGAGAAGUGCUGCAGAAGCUAAUCCACCACAGGAAAGAGACCCUCUCCCGUCGAAGCCCAACUCCAGCCAGUCACAAACAGAAGAUGCCGUCGUCCAGCAGUGACCUCUCACUGUGCCACACCCCUCAACCCCCCAAUGGACUGAGCCGUGGGUAUGGGCGCCAGGCCAGCGAGCCGAAAUCAGAGACCACAGAGCCAGAAGAACAGGGCCUCUACCAGGUGCCCCUCCAGCCACGCCGUGCGGCCCCCAUUACUCCUCCACCCCCAGAGAAACGCAGGGGCACCCGGCCCAAAGAGCCAGAGGGUUCCAAUAGUAUUUCCCCAGAUGGCCCUGGGCGUGGCGCUCCUCCCAGUACUGCGCCCUCGCCCUCAGUCAGCUCUGCCUCCCUGGACUCUGGCUCCUCCCACUCGGCGGUGUCCUCAGACGUCAGCCUGCCCAGUGUUGCCAGCAGCCCUCCCCCGAUUCCCAACCGUGCCAAGGCCCCGCCUCCCCCUGCUCCUGUCCCUGCCCCUACUCCUGCCACUGCUCUUGCCCCUUCCCCUUCCCUUGCCCCUGCCCUCCCCUCUGAGUCCCCCCAGCCUCCGGCCCAACCAGCCAUCCCUAAAAAGGGCCCCGCCCCUCAGCCCCAACAGCCAACACCCUUGGAGGACCACUCAGAGUCCGCAGGUUCUUCCUUGGCUCCACCCGCUGCUCCUGCCAGCCCCUCCAGCAGCCCCACCCAUUCUGCAGUUGUUCCCGUGUCUACAGGGGUGGAGCUGAUUGAGCUGGUCCGUAAAAACACCAAUCUCAGUUACGAGCUGUCGCGUGUGGCGGUCGGUGUGGUCGUAGGUCAUCUGCAGACCGCUCUUCCGCAGGCAGCUUCUGCUCUGGAACAAGUUCUCCUCUCAUUGGUGCAGAGCAAGGACCUGAGAGCGGCUCUGCCUCAGGGGCAGGUUUGCCACGACGAGCAGAGGCUGGAAGUGAUCUUCGGGGACCUGGCCCGGCACCGCGAGGACGCGCAGCAGCGCAGCUGGGCCCUGUACGAGGACCACGCCCUCAUCGCCUGCUACCUGGAGGAGCUGCUGCAGAUCCUGACGGAUGCUGACCCAGAGGUGUGUAAGCGGAAGUGCAGGGCCAACCAAUCAGAGCCUGUGCUGUCACUCGUUUCUUACUACCAGAUGGAGCACAGAGUGUCUUUGCGGCUGCUGCUGCUCAAGGUCUUUGGGGCGAUGUGCAGUCUGGACUCCGCCCUCAUCUCCACCCUCCUUAAUUCCAUACUGCCCAUGGAGCUCGCUCGCGACAUUCAAACUGACACCCAGGAGCAUCAGAAGCUGUGCUACUCUGUGUUAGUCCUAUCUAUGAUCUUCUCCAUGGGGGAGCAGGUGCCAUACCACCACUACGAGCAGCUGAACAGCUCGUUUGUUCUGUUCCUAUUGGAGGUGAUUGAGAACGGCCUCCCCUCUGACUCCACUGAGCAGCUUCCUGACCUCUGUAUUAACCUGCUCUUGGCAUUCAACCUGCACCUGAAAGCUCCAGACACUAAUGUCAUCAUGCAAACACUUAUUAGCAAAGGAAAUGUGAAGAUUUUGUCAGAGAAGAUCUUACUACUGCUGAACAGAGGAGAUGAUCCAGUUUAAUGGAUGAAAAUAUCACUGAUGUGCGAAGGUAAAGAUUCUUUUUUUGUCUUCCUUCCUUCCUGUGUAAUUUGCCUUACUGUUUGUCAGUUUCAGCGGCAGUUGUAUGGAUUUUAGACUAAAUGGCGUUUGAUUCCUUUUUUUUUUUUUAAGACAGAUGGAAUGUGUUUUAAAAAACUGCAGGUAUGAUGGGUCUUUGAAGCAGUGUUCAACAGACUUAAUUUUAUAUUUUUGUAUUUCUGUCUUAUUUAAAUGAGAGAAGUGUAGUAUGAGGAUAGGUUUGAAUGGACAUAACUACCUCAGCACUGAUCACACCUACUAGAAAUACUCUACAUCGCCAGCAUCAAGCAGUGUAAUUGUUUGAGCCCCCCCCCCCCCAGCUCUAUGCUAAGAUAUUUCCAAGGGGCACAUAUUCUUCUAAGCUGAAACAUUUAGGAGUCCACUCGUGCAUCCCAAUUAGUAGAUGUGCUUCUUGGUAAUUAGUAUUUUUCCAGUUAACAAACAUUCAUUUGGAGGCGCAAAUGGUUCUAAAGUAGGAGCUCUGUAGAGCCCUGUUGAGGGUGAAUUCUGUUAUACAAUGCAUUUGGGGAACAGUAGACACUAAAAAAGGGAAUAAUGCUACAUACAUGGUACUAUUACACUACAAUCAAUGUAGCAUGUCAGUUUUGUACUUUGAAUAUUGUAAAUUCUAGACGACUGUUGUUAUGAAUUUCUGUACAGUGAAAGGUGAAUGAACACUAAGGUCUUGGGUUCUUUUGCGGACCAUCUGUGUUUUUUCAACUUUUGUCAUUCCUCUGCCCCUUAGCGAUUGUGUGUGUGAUGUAGCAAAGCAAAUACUUUGAACUUUGAAACUGGGCGAAACCAUUUCCUUACAGAUGUUGUGACCAUGGUAGAAAGAGGUCAGUUAGCUGUCAGAAUUAAUUACAAAUGUUGGACUACCAAUACAAGAAACAAUAUGUAAAAUGUCCUUUGACUCUAUUUGAAGCUGUUCAUGUUUGCAAAGGGUUUUUUUAAUGAGAACUAACACUUGUGCCCUUUGCUAAUUGCACAAAAAAUGGAAACCACUUCCUUGUUACAUAUCACAUUAGAAUUGUAAUGUGACCAGAGAGAAUGUCUCCUCUUUUACUCGUUUUUUAAAUACUAAAACAAGCUUAUACUUGUAUUUUUUUUGUAUUUUAACUAUGUAUGCUGUAUCAGACCAUCAGUAAAAUAAUUCAUGUUUUGAUUUUUA